GUUAUUAUCAAGUGACACUAUCACAACAACAAAAAACAAUUCCGCCCUACCAAACAGCACCUUUUUAGAACUGACGUAACAGUUUGCCCUAAUAUUUAGUAAGAUAGCAUGCGGUUUUUAGUAAAAGACCAGGGCCGAAUCCUAAAUAUAUCUAUUCUGGAGUUGUAGUGCACUACGUGGAAGGCUUUACAGGAUUCCUAGGGCGCGUUGUGUAGUGGAGGAGCGAGCAAUUUGGGAUUCCGCCCUUGCCUCUGAUUGCGAGAAGAAGCACGGCUAACUUAACGCUAACGCUAACACUAGCGAGCGAGCACCAGCUCUUCCCUUCCACACCGCAUCUCUCCGGUCGGUGUCGUGACAUAAAUGGCUCGUUUUAAAGUCGUCUUGUGACGGAGUUUCUUAUAUCGACGCGUCGAUGUCUUUAACCUGACAGCUCCGGAGUUGAACGAUUUUGAUUCUCUCCAGACCAUCUGGGUCCUGAUGUGGCCACACGGAGGUUUAGUGCAGCGGACAAGCUGAAGAGCUCUGGCAUCCGGACCCGACAUCACACGUACACACAAACACACAAAGACAGAGAGACUGACGUAUAUAGAUUUCUCCGGAACCUGAUAGCCAUCCUGUUGCCAUGUCGACCUCAUCGCUAAGGCGACAAGUGAAGAAUAUUGUUCACAAUUACUCUGAAGCGGAGAUUAAGGUCAGGGAAGCAACUUCCAAUGACCCAUGGGGUCCGUCCAGUUCUCUGAUGUCAGAGAUUGCAGAUCUGACGUAUAACGUAGUGGCCUUUUCAGAAAUCAUGAGCAUGGUUUGGAAGAGACUCAAUGACCACGGAAAGAACUGGAGGCAUGUGUAUAAGGCUAUGACUCUUAUGGAGUAUCUGAUAAAGACGGGUUCAGAAAGAGUGGCUCAGCAAUGCAGGGAAAACAUCUACGCUGUCCAGACACUCAAAGACUUUCAGUACAUAGACAGAGAUGGAAAAGACCAGGGUGUAAAUGUAAGAGAGAAAGCCAAGCAGCUGGUGACUCUUUUGAAAGAUGAGGAAAGGCUACGAGAAGAGAGGGUUCAUGCACUUAAGACCAAAGAGAAGAUGGCACAGACCUCAAGUGCGUCUUCGGCUCCCUCGGCUCCUACUUUAGGACUGCAGUCAGGUACGGAUGCGGACCAGGCAUGGCCACAGAGCUCAGGGGAGGAGGACCUCCAAUUGCAGCUGGCAUUGGCCAUGAGCAAGGAGGAGGCAGAGCAGGUGGCUUCACUUGAGCGCUUACACACUGGUUCAAAAACUAGUGCUGACCCUCUGGAGGAUGCAGAACUCCGCUACGCGCUCACUCUCAGCAAGGAGGCUCACCAAGAGGAGGAACGUCUGCGCAGGGGGGAUGAUCUAAGACUGCAGAUGGCCAUCGAGGAGAGCAAGAGGGAGAAAGCCAAACCUGAGGAGUCCACCCUGAUGGAGCUGAGCACUGUUGACCCGUGGGGAGCUCCAGCAGCUCCAGGCUCUACCGGCCCAUCCCCUCCUCCGUCUGUGACCCCUGCCCCUUCAACAGGACCGUGGGGCCACAGUGACCCCUGGGGUGCAGCAUCUCCUGCCUCACCCCCUAGUACUGACCCAUGGAGGGGCGGGCCACCUUCAGUAGCCCCUCCUCCAGACCCAUGGGGGGAAACUUCCACAGUGAAUUCUGACCCCUGGGCAUCUACAGCCGUGACCCCUCCUAGUACAGACCCCUGGGCUUCAUCAGUGCCUGCUGCCCCAACCUCACUCUCAGGGUCAUCCGAUCCUUGGGCUGGGGAAGGGGUUGCCCCCGCAAGUGAUGCUCUGACCUCUGACCCCUGGAGUGGUUCCACUAAACACACAAAUGGCACAGGAGAUCCAGAAAGGAGAGGCUCUGCAGUAACAGGCAGUGGAGGAAGCACAGGCUCUCCGGUGCCCUUUGACCUCUCAUCACUCGGCUCGUCUCUGCCGGUCCGGAAAACGCCGGAGUCGUUCCUGGGCCCCAAUGCAGCACUGGUGGAUCUGGACUCCCUCGUAUCAUCAAAACCCAAACUCAGACAGACCCCUCCCACUAUAACUUCAUCUCACAACCCUUUUCUUCAGUCACAGAGCCCCUCACCUGCACCAGGUGUGGCAGUCACUCCCGGGAGCACCAUUUCCAGUCGGGGUGUUUCACCAACGCCAGCAGCUUCUUCAAACCCGUUUGGUGUGACCCCAAUGGCCUCCAUUUCUCCUCAGCCUUCUUCACUUGGUCUAAGCCAGUUACGUACCAGUCCUGUCCCCCCUAACCCUAUCCUAGGCCAAAUGCCUACAAUGGGAAUGGUUCAGCCAGGGAUGAGCAUGCCAGUAAUGGGGGUCCCUAUGGCGGCCCCCAGCAUGAGCAUGGGAAUGGUACAGUCCAGUCCGAUGGGAAUGCCUUUCAGUGGAGUUUCUCCCAUGGUCCCUGCGGGAAACUCAAUGAUGAUGGGCUCUGGGGGAAUCGCUCAGCCAGCGCUGGUUUUGGGGCCCCCAACAGGAGUAGGCGGCGUUAUGGGUGCUGGAGGAUCUGUGACAGGGGGCGGGGCUACGGGUACAAGCACCAAUCCGUUUCUUCUCUGAGAAAUUUCACAACCUCCCCACCCCCCACAUCCCUUUUCACUUGAAAAACUGCCCCAUCGACAUGGUGUGCAAGACAAGAAAAAUUGCAUACGUCAUUAUAUUUAAAGCAUUUCAGAUUUAACUUUAUUCCAUUUCAUUUUGCUUUAUAAGAAAUAAGAGAUAACGGGAGCGGUUAAGACCUGGAUUAUUUUAAUUAUUUGUUCUUGUUUGUUUCUGGGGGCGUUGACAUGCGCAUGUAUGAUUAAGAAGGAUCAUUCAGUCAGUGUGAUUGUGUAAGUUAUUUUAUUGCACAGAAAUCAAAAAACUUGACUGAAGAAAGAUGGAGAGAAAUUAGCCACUAAUAAACUGAUAUAAUUAAAUUACCCACACAUCCCUACUCUUUAGAGAGGACGUAGUAGUGACACUUGGAGUGUGCAUGAAGGAGCGCUUAAACUCUCACUGCUUGGACUAAGAUGAGAUCAUCUUUGCAUUUAAGCCACAUCUCUGAUUAAACUGGGUGUAAUACUUUUAAUUUAAUUCAAAGUGUAAUUUUUUUCCCUAAUUUAUUGUUUUUUUGUUUUUUUCUUUUGGGAUCAAGCAACCGAGGAAAAUAACUUUGACAUACAGCCAUUGAAUGCGAUGCCUGGUUUAACAUAUUCACCCAGUGACAUUUCAGUAUAGACUGAUGAAGUGCUACUGCUAAACAUCUGGGUUGAGACAGAAAGAAUGAGUGUGUGCGUGCGUGAUGCGUGUGUGUCUGUCCAUGUACCCUAACGCUGUGUUUAUUACAUUAAACCUCAUCUGUGGGCGAUUUGUGUCUGCAUUACAGUGACACUUUUCAGUGAUUGUCCAUGAAGGCAUCUGUAUUUAGUGUUGAUGUCCUUUUAUUCAUUUUUGUUUCACUUUUUUUUGGGGGGGGGGGUUUGUUUUUGUGACUUGAAGCAUUAGUCAGAACUGUCACAUGGGACACAAGAUUUUAUUCUCAUAUUGCAACACCCACCCACUGUUUCCCGUACGUGUUUCCGAAAUAAAACAGGUGGGUGGACUUUAAACGCUUCUAAAAUUGUGACCUGGAUGAAAUCUUUUGCGGGAAUUUAAAUGCUAAAAUUUGGGGGACUGAAUAACAAUCCAUGCUGUUAUUCUUAAUUUCCUUUUGAUGAAUUAUUUUAUAUAUGAAGAUAUCUCUUAUACUGGGAAAGAUGAAAGAUUAUGGUGUUGACUGUGAAUAAUCACAAAAAAAUGGAGGAUGGAAAAAAAAUAAAUGUUAAAAAAGAA
This is a messenger RNA of Clarias gariepinus (North African catfish), 3832 nucleotides long. It is a transcript of the gene epn1a, whose product is annotated as epsin 1a. Gene Ontology annotation, molecular function: clathrin binding; phospholipid binding. Gene Ontology annotation, biological process: endocytosis. Bases 623 to 2578 code for a protein of 651 amino acids. The transcript has 14 exons. Gene Ontology annotation, cellular component: plasma membrane; clathrin vesicle coat; endosome. The record is from RefSeq and is a predicted model, not a curated record. Lineage: Eukaryota; Metazoa; Chordata; Actinopteri; Siluriformes; Clariidae.